Molecule: messenger RNA, 1858 nt
Organism: Engraulis encrasicolus (European anchovy)
Lineage: Eukaryota; Metazoa; Chordata; Actinopteri; Clupeiformes; Engraulidae
Product: piggyBac transposable element-derived protein 4-like
Exons: 1
Coding region: 155-1858 (567 amino acids)
Source: RefSeq, a predicted model, not a curated record
UGACAUUUUCAGUAGCCUAGCCAGCUAGCCACACAAUACCUCAGGUUUGUUAGAACACUGAUGAAAGAAUAGUCAAAUCCCCCGGGAAAAAACAUUAGCUAGAGUCUUACAUGGUACUCACUUGGUACACUUGAUACACUUGUGGUAAAAGAAAAUGGCCAAAAGAAGGUUGACAAGUAGUGAGGUGGUCGACAUGAUUUUUUCUGAUGACAUACCCCUGGUGCCACUUCAGUCGGACGAUGAAGUGAGUGAAGCGUCAGACUCAGAGGAUGAAUUUACCCCUGAUUUGGUGGUGGAGGAGGUCAUUCAUACCCCUGAGGAGGAGGAGGACAUGAUGGCACCACAAGACCUGGUAUGGGAAACAGCGGAUGAGACACACCAGCCCUUCAUCCACCCGUUUGAUGACUCUGGCUCUGGCGUUACAACAACCUUGCCAGUGAUGUCAGAGUCAGAGUGUUUCAAGUUAUUUAUGUCUGAAGAUUUUGUGGGCAACAUUGCUGAGGAGACAAACAAAUAUGCCCACCACCUCAAGCAACAGGGAGGUGGGAGAGGGAAGAUGCAGAAGUGGGUCAACACGACCAUUGCUGAAAUGUUCACCUUCUUGGUGACAGUCCUCUUGAUGGCCCUUGUCCGUAAAAACACUGUGAAGGAGUACUGGUCACGGGACCCUAUGUUUUUCACUCCCUUUUUCCACACCCUGUUUUCCCAGGACAGAUUUUUGCUAAUUCUACGGUCCCUCCACAUCACAGACCCCAACAGCAUAAUCCCACGUGACCCCUUAGGGAAAAUUCGACCUGUCAUUUCAAGUUUGACCAACAGUUUUAAGCAAGUUUUUACCCCCUACAGAAAGCUGUGUAUUGACGAGUCCCUGAUGUUGUGGAAAGGGCGGCUUUCUUUUCGGCAAUUUAUUCCCUCCAAACGUUCCCGAUUUGGCAUUAAAUUUUUUCUGCUUUGUGAUGUACGUACUGGAUACCUUCUGGAUAUGAUUGUGUACACGGGCUCCUCCUCAGACAUCCAACUCGUUCCUGGCCUUGGGGUGACUGGGUCAGUGGUGACGACCCUACUCAGGCCAUUUCUGGGGAGGGGCCAUGCCCUCUACGUGGACAAUUGGUAUACCAGUCCGGUGCUUUUCCUCCAUCUUUUUAAACAUAAAACAGGGGCCUGUGGCACUGUGAGGAAAGGGAGGAAGGGGCUGCCUGUCUUCAAAAAUAAAAUGAAGAAGGGGGAGGUGGACUACAGAAAGGCAGGACAGCUUCUGGCCCUGAAGUGGCACGACAAGAGAGAUGUCCACCUUCUGUCCACGAUGAGUAAGGCAACCGUGGUGGACACAGGCAGGGUGGACUAUACUGGAGCUCCGAAAAUAAAGCCCUCUUGUGUGAUGGAGUACAAUGGCAGCAUGGGCGCAGUGGACAGGUUCGACAUGAAAAACAGUUUUGUUGACUGUACACGGAAGACUCUGAAGUGGUACAAAAAAGUGUUUUUUCAUCUGGUGGACUGUGCCAUCCACAAUGCACAAAUCGUUCACCAGCAGCUGACAGGAAGGGUCACUCCCUCUCAAGUGUUCAGGCGUGAGCUGAUGAGGCAGCUUCUGGAGAAGUACCACUGCCCCCGGAAUGCUCCAACUGCUGGCCGCCUGUCUUUGGACAAUCCCCUUAGACUGACUGGACGGCACUUUCCCCGUGAAGUGCCGAAGACCACUGCCCAGGGUGAUAGCACCAGGAGGCAGUGCAAAGUGUGUCUUCACACCACAAGGCGGCCCAGGCAGAGGAAGAUGACACGAAUCUUCUGUGCACCUUGUGACGCCGCAUUGUGUGCCUUCCCUUGUUUCGAGGAGUAUCACACCCUGAAAUUAUAUUAA